UCAUGUUUGAAAUUAAGAAGAUUUGCUGCAUUGGUGCUGGUUAUGUUGGUGGGCCAACCUGUAGUGUUAUUGCACAGAUGUGUCCCAAUAUCAAAGUCACUGUCGUGGAUGUCAAUGAGGCCCGAAUCAAUGCCUGGAAUUCAGACAUGCUCCCAAUCUACGAGCCAGGGUUAAAGGAAGUGGUAGAAUCCUGCCGAGGAAGAAACCUCUUUUUUUCCACCAGUAUUGAUGAUGCCAUUAGAGAAGCUGACCUUGUAUUUAUUUCUGUUAACACUCCAACAAAGACUUAUGGGAUGGGAAAAGGCCGAGCAGCUGAUCUGAAAUACAUUGAAGCUUGUGCUAGACGAAUUGUGCAAAAUUCAAAUGGCUAUAAAAUCGUCACUGAGAAAAGCACAGUUCCAGUACGUGCUGCAGAGAGCAUUCGUCGAAUAUUUGAUGCCAAUACUAAGCCUAACUUGGAUUUGCAGGUGCUGUCUAACCCAGAGUUCCUUGCAGAAGGAACAGCCAUCAAGGACCUGAAGAACCCAGACAGAGUGCUGAUUGGUGGAGAUGAUUCUCCAGAGGGACAGAAAGCUGUCCGUGCUCUGUGUGCGGUUUAUGAGCACUGGGUGCCCAAAGAAAAAAUCCUCACAACCAAUACCUGGUCAUCAGAACUUUCUAAACUGGCAGCUAAUGCUUUCCUUGCCCAAAGAAUCAGCAGCAUUAACUCAAUCAGUGCUUUGUGUGAAGCUACAGGAGCAGAUGUUGAAGAAGUAGCAAGAGCUAUUGGAACAGACCAAAGAAUUGGAAAUAAGUUUCUCAAAGCCAGUGUUGGGUUUGGAGGUAGCUGUUUUCAGAAGGAUGUGUUGAAUUUAGUGUACCUCUGUGAGGCACUGAACUUACCUGAAGUAGCCCGCUACUGGCAACAGGUAAUAGACAUGAAUGAUUAUCAGAGAAGAAGAUUUGCUUCCCGCAUCAUUGACAGCUUGUUCAAUACUGUCACUGAUAAGAAGAUUGCUAUUUUAGGGUUUGCAUUCAAAAAGGAUACUGGGGACACAAGAGAGUCAUCCAGUAUUUACAUUAGCAAGUAUUUAAUGGAUGAAGGAGCAAAGCUCCAUAUCUAUGAUCCAAAAGUACCUAAGGAACAAAUAAUCUUGGAUCUCUCGCAUCCAGGUGUCUCAGAAGAUAACCAAGUGUCUCGGUUGGUCACUAUCAGCAAAGAUCCCUAUGAAGCCUGUGAUGGAGCUCAUGCCCUUGUAAUUUGCACUGAAUGGGACAUGUUUAAGGAACUAGACUAUGAACGUAUUCAUAAGAAAAUGCUGAAGCCUGCAUUUAUAUUUGAUGGUAGGAGAGUUCUAGAUGAUCUUCACAAUGAGCUACAAGUCAUUGGCUUCCAGAUUGAAACAAUUGGGAAGAAGGUGUCAGCCAAAAGAAUUCCUUUUGCUUCUUCAUGUGAAAUUCCUAAGUUCAGCCUGCAGGACCCACCUGUCAAAAAGCCUAGAGUAUAAUGUUUAAUAGGUAUUGAAGGAAUUCUGUGGACCUUCUUAGUGAUAAUAACUGUAAACCUAUGCUUUUUUUAAGGAAAGAUAUUUUUCAUAAACUAAACCAGUUUUACACUAGAAAUGGUACCUGGUACAUGUGAAUUCAGUCUAUUUUCAAAUAUCUAUUUUUAUAGCAAUUUUUUUUGGAUUACUGAAGAUGGUACA
This is a messenger RNA of Apaloderma vittatum (bar-tailed trogon), 1685 nucleotides long. It is a transcript of the gene UGDH, whose product is annotated as UDP-glucose 6-dehydrogenase. The coding region runs from base 3 to 1487 and encodes 494 amino acids. Gene Ontology annotation, biological process: glycosaminoglycan biosynthetic process. Lineage: Eukaryota; Metazoa; Chordata; Aves; Trogoniformes; Trogonidae. Gene Ontology annotation, molecular function: UDP-glucose 6-dehydrogenase activity; NAD binding. Gene Ontology annotation, cellular component: nucleus; cytosol. The transcript is spliced from 11 exons. The record is from RefSeq and is a predicted model, not a curated record.